CCAGUCACCAGUGCAGCCCAGAGAGGCUCCAGUGGCCACCAGGCUCACGUGCGGAAGCUCCAAGCCAUCGAGAAAGAAAAUAUUCUGAUAUUGGAAAGACUGGCGCGAAUAAUGACUCCACGCAAAGGAGGAGCAACCUGGAAUGACUACAGCCUGAAAAAAACGUCAACAACCAGUCUGCGGGACAAAGGGAAGUCCAAGCCAAAGUCGUACGAGUCGAAAUUUGUCAAGCUGGAACAAGGCAAUAUCGCCAUUCUAGAAAGACUGGCUGCAAUAAUGACUCCCUCAGGGAAAGACAAGGGGACUCAAGUCAGUAAGAUGCCAAAGAUCGCACCAAACAAGGGCGUCACGUGCCACCCACCCAAAAAUCGGGCUCACAUGAAGAAACUGGAACACGCUAUGCUUCAAGGAGACAAUAAAUGCAUUACCCCCAAGCAAGCCAGCCCGGUGAUGUUGGCCAAAUCAAAGAAGAAUCUAAGUCUCAACAACCUGAACAAGAACAGAAAGUUACCGCAAAUUUUGCAGAGGACGCCCACGCGGUCACAGAACUUCAAUAGGUUGCAGCGGUCAAAGUCACAACCGGUGGACAUCGAAGUCAUUGAGAAAGGGAAUGUUGCUAUGCUGGAAAGACUGGCUGCUGUAAUGGUUCCUUCGAAAUGCAGCAGAAAGACAAAGAGGCUCAACACGACUGCUUCAGAACCGCAGAUGCCAAAGACUUUGCCAAACAAGUGUUUGCCCAAACCACUCAGACUCUGGAGACCAGCCAGCAGCGUAGAGGCUAUGAGGAAGGCCGAGUUGUCUAAGAAAAAAAUCAAAGAUUGUACAGCGGAGAACAUCAACGUUCUGGAACUGGACAAACUAGUACGACUGAAGCCUUCCCUCCCACAAACCUUGUCCUGGAAUGACAUUAAAAUGAACAGCAUCCGGAGGAUAUCGUCAGGACAUUCCCAGGAAGUGGUACUCCAGAGGCCGGUCAGUCGUUCAGAGAUUCAAUUGGAGAUCCAGAGGUCUGGUGGACUAGACUUGGAGGCUAUUGAAAGGGCCAAUGUUGCCAUGCUGGAAAAACUGGCAAAGAUAGUAGUCAACCACAGAGGUCGAAGCUUUUUGCCGGAAAUCAAGAUAUAAAAGGAUCUCAGCAGCAAUCUGACCUCUGAUGCCUGCUCCGUUUCAUUGCACAAGCAAAUGUGACAAGUAAAGAACACUCCAAAAAAAUCACGGUGAACAUUAAGGACCAGAUGAGAAGCGUGUGUGUGCGUGUGUGUGCGUGUUAAUUAGUACAAUCCAGAGCCCAGUGUUUGCUGUGCUCUGUAUGUGCUGCUUUCGACCAUCUAUCUCUGCUUGUACACGGGGCCAAUAA
Messenger RNA from Callorhinchus milii (elephant shark), 1357 nucleotides. RefSeq lists its product as uncharacterized. Bases 112 to 1125 code for a protein of 337 amino acids. The transcript has 13 exons. NCBI's taxonomy places the organism in Eukaryota, Metazoa, Chordata, Chondrichthyes, Chimaeriformes, Callorhinchidae. The record is from RefSeq and is a predicted model, not a curated record.